This is a messenger RNA of Cadophora gregata, 1623 nucleotides long. RefSeq lists its product as uncharacterized. Lineage: Eukaryota; Fungi; Ascomycota; Leotiomycetes; Helotiales; Ploettnerulaceae. The transcript is spliced from 2 exons. The record is from RefSeq and is a predicted model, not a curated record. Bases 1 to 1623 code for a protein of 540 amino acids.
AUGUUCUGGUCGGGGACUCGGUACUCUCUUCUGAGUUCAGGUUCUGGCUCAGGUGCAGAUUCUGGCACCAGGUCUCGGUUUCUGCACCUUGUCCACCAGUUCCAACGUCAUGUUCUCCGCAAGCGUGUGGUCCUGGGCACAUCAAUAUUCGUUUUCUUCGCUGUAAUUAUAUCCUGUUUCCCAUAUCAUAGAAAAUCACAACUUUUCGUCCCCUCAGAAGCUCUGCGGACACCAAAAAUCAAUGGAUUCGAGAUUCCGGACGCACCCUUACGUCUUGUCAUUCCAGCAACCACAUCAAAUCCGAAUUUGUGCAAGGCAAUUCUCUCCUCAACUAUUCUCAACUUCACAGCGCCAACCAUCGUCAAUUGGGGCCAAGGACUCCAUCGGGAUAACUGGGAGACCAAUGCAAGUCACAUAAAUAAGAUAACUGGAACACUUGCCUACCUAGAUGCUCUCAAACAGGAGCAUGACCACGAACUCGUCCUCAUCGCUGAUGGCUUUGAUAGCUGGUUCCAAUUUGGACCCGAAGUUAUCAAGAGUCGCUAUGCCAAGAUCACCAAGUCGUUGCACGAACGCACCAAAGCCAUGAUCGGAGAGCUUACCUUCAGAGCCGAAGGCCUCACUCAAAGUAUCGUCUUCUCUGCGCAAAAAGAUUGUGGGCCCAACAUGAGGCUCGAUGAUAUCGGCUGCUAUGGGCAGAUCGAGUCGCCUCUAUCGAAAGACUUAUACGGACCUGAUACAGAUGUACUGGACCCAAAAAUGCAUUUGCCUUUGCAUUUCCGUCCUCACUUCCUGUGCUCGGGGGUCAUAAUCGGGACAGUGCAGGACCUGAGGAAGAUGUUCGUCCGCGCGACAGAAAAGAUCGAUACGAUGCCACACAGAGGCAGUGAUCAAGACAUUUUCAACCAGAUCUACGGUGAACAGAACUACCAGCGCGAAGUCAUGAGACUGCGGCACCGUACACUGUGGGAGGAGAUUCGGGAUGAUAUCCUGAAAGUUAUGGGCAGACAUCGACCAUCAAUCACGGACCCACAUCCGACAAGAAAGCCGAUGGAAAGCCAUGACGGAGCGCCGCUUGACUUUGGGAUCGGUCUAGACUACGGGCAAGAGAUUUCGCAUUCAACCGUACUUUCCGAAUGGGAUAGUCGUUGGCUUACGAUGGCUAACGUCAAAGACGCCCAUGACCAGCAGAGAAACACUGACCAGAGGGUCAAAAGGGUGCCAGGAGACGUUCUUGAAGGGCCACCACCAUUCAUAGGACUUCCAGGUAAUGUUGGAAAGAGCCACGGAAAGAUAACCUCGAAAUGGAACGAGCUCUCGCUGUAUUCACAUCUGUAUACGGGGUCUAUGCCUGCGAUCAUUCAUAUGAAUGGACUCAAGAGUAUGCGAGAAACCUCCUGGGACAAAAUGUGGUAUCAUGAAGAGAGGAGGAAUAUGUUGAGUGCCAUGACGAGAGAUGUGGGGGCGUGGACGGUCUCUGGAGAAUGGCUAUCUUGGGAUGAAUUGUGUAGAGGGACAGAGGACGAGGUAUUUAGAGACUCUCUGGGGCCUUGGAAGAAGGAAGCCAGGAAAGAGGACGAGAAGGUGGAGAGAAGAGGAACGAGAAAGAAACCGAGGGGGUAG